CGUCAUAAUUGCAGUCUUUGAUAGCGUUGAUGAUAACGUCAUAGCGUUAAGUACCUACUACGUCCACUAGUAGUCAGGUUAGUAACUGAGAUGAAUGUAGUUACGCGAAAAGUGGACUUGUGAGCUUCUAUGCACUCGUGUAUUUUUUGCUUUGUCGUAAAAAUACAAAAAUCGCACAAAGACGUUUACGGUAGAUAUAUUCUGCACAUAACCUUUAUGCAUCCUAGUGUCUAUAUAUAUACUUCUAUCUGAAUCUAUAUUACGUCGGUGAAUUAAUAUUUAUCGAAUAUUGAAUAACAAAAAUGCAGCUGAUACCGAAUAGCGAAUUAUAUUCCCCAAAUGUAAAUGAGGAAUAUAAUUCACCUGCUUUUUCAAACAAAAUGAAAGCAAUGGUAGAUCAAUUGUCUAUCAUAGAAAAAGAAUAUAACAGACGCAGAGAAGAUGUAGCUUCUGAUCGCAUGGAAGUAGAUGUUGUACCAAGAGUAAUUUAUAAUUCACCACGAAUACGAAAUGGUAGAAAAAGAAAUGCUGAGACACUUAAGUUUCGAGGAAAAAUAAGUAUUUUUAAGCGACCAGAAGGACCUGCUCCACGUUCCAUUAACAGAACUAUACCAGAUUAUCAUAAAAAUCCUCAUAAAUGGACCAAAUAUACUUUGGACGAUGUAUCUAAUGAAGAUAUGACUGAUCAAAGUAAUACCCAUGUUGCGUUGUCAUUUUUAAAAGAAUUAAGAGAGCGUAAAAUACAAGAAUCUAAAUUGGAAAAUAAAAUGGAUGUCGAUGAAACAGUAUCAAAUGAAAAUCAAAAUAAAAUAUCAUUUCAAUCGCAACAAGCACAAUCAUCUACUUCUAUGGUAAAAUUUAGAAAACCAAGAAUUGAAUCUACUAAAUCAAAAAAUGCAACUGCAAUUGAAAAUUCAGGUGGAAAGCUACUAACAUAUAAAAAUUGCAAACUUAUUUUACCGGAAUAUGUAGUUGGACAAAAACCAAUGAAGAAAGUCAAAAAGAGUAGAAUUCCACAAAACAUUUGUCCUUCGACAAAAAUUAAGCUAGAUCAUUUGCAAGAAGUAGAUCAAGAAUAAUCGUUGAAAUAAUACUAUCUUACUAUUAAGUUUAUAAACUAUAUAUGUAUAUUCACAAAUCAAUAUAAGUUUAGUUUAGUUUAGUUUAUUUAAAAUAUAUUCAGCUUUGUAGCUAUGAAUAGGAGUUGGUUUAUAAUUUCCUAAUAACAAAUAUAAGCUGUCUUAUCAUU
Molecule: messenger RNA, 1249 nt
Organism: Polistes canadensis
Lineage: Eukaryota; Metazoa; Arthropoda; Insecta; Hymenoptera; Vespidae
Exons: 2
Coding region: 303-1079 (258 amino acids)
Source: RefSeq, a predicted model, not a curated record